UGGAAAUACACAUAAAUCUAUUUCUUAAAACAUUUGGAACGUGUGAAAAUAGUGCGUCUGCCUACAAAGCGAAAAAUAUAUGCAUCGGUUGCAUACGUCGGGUCGAUAUGGGUUUAUUUCUGUUCGUGUUCUCUAUUUCUUUGUGUCGGUGUAUAAUAACCGCGGGUGUAUACAAAGUAUUACUUGCAUAUCUGUAUGCAAUCAGGGUCAUUAAAAUAGUAACUAACCGGUGAUUUGUGCAUACAAAUAAUAAUAAUUGGUAUUUAAAGAAGCCCAGUGUGCAAAGUAACAGGGAAGUGUGUGUGGCGAAGCCAACUUGUUCGUAAUAUCGCCGAUGUCGCUGGGAGCGUAUUUUUAGUGAUGUGGCAGUUGCUGGACGAUAUUCGUAUCCGGUUACUUUGUCAAACUAAUGUCUCAAUUGAUAAACUGAAGAAUCUCGGACAAUAUCUGGUCUUCAGGAGAAUUGCGCACCCAAUUUUGUGAUGACAAUAGUCUCCUAACGAUAUAGCCGGUUAAACGUUCCGCGAAUCCGACAUUUUUUUUUUACCGGGAUUCAUUUGCACAAAACCGCGGUGCUACUCGUAUUGGCUUCGUUGCGUUGUUUCUCGGUAUGGAAUCGGUAUUCCAUUCGCAAGGCUCUCGUUGUCGAUGGAUGUCGCUUUCUGACAGCAACUGCUUUUAGGGAACUACUUUAAAUGCACUCAGUUUAACUUAAAUAAAAAAUCUUUAAACUUAGAAGUGAAACAAUCAUUGUUGAAAUUAUAUGUUUUUUCCCCCCUUUUGUUAACAAAACUUUUGUUUGCAUACCCCUGCUUUCACCCACUAAUAUAAUUGAGAAAAAAUUAAAAUAUUAAACAAAUAAUUUGCAUUGCUUGUUUAAAGUGCUGUUCACUCAUCUUUUAUUAAAAUAUUUCCUUGCAGCUUUUUUGUGUAAGUGCUUAAGUGCGCGUUCUUGCUAAAAGCGUUUAAUCUUGAAUUAGUUGGGUAUAGACCAACAUCGGUUUAACGCGCGUUAUAAACGUUGAAAGCUCGUAAAAACGACAUCUUUGACGUUCGCAAUAUAGUUUCGAUUAUUGAUCCUCGUCUUUUAGCAUUUGUUGAUCCUCAGUUGAUCGCUUCUGUUAUACCGCUUGAAUUACACCAUGUCGACGUCACGCAGACGUGGCGAAUUAAAUCCUAAACUUCACAUGGAUAGGCAACCUACAGUUGCCCGCAUCACAGAUCCAUCGCUUCCUGCUGGAAAACGUAGGGAAAUAGAUAACGUCAUGAAAAAAGCUCGCGCAAACACCAAUGAUUACUGGGAUAAGAAGUUACUCGAAGUAGAGGAAAAGGAUCCAAAUCGUUGGCGACAUACCGGUUAUAAGAAAAUGUAUAUCCAAGGUGAUAGCAGCUCCGGAGAAAGUGAUCGUGAUGGUGGUUUUCGUUAUAAUUCUUCGUCUGGUGGUCCAAUCGGUGGACCUGGUGGGGGUGGUCCACCAACUUCCGGUCGGUAUGGUCGUUCGCGCUCUCCGCACUCACGCAGUCGGUCGCGUUUGAGAAAAUCUCCCCCUAUGUCGCCACCAAUGCGUCGUCGAUCGCCGCCUAUGGAUAUGGGUGGACGACGUAUGUCCCCACCAUCCAUAGAUGGCAUGCGCGGUCGUCCUCGUUCGCCACCACCACGAGGUGGAAUACCCCCGCGUUCCCCUUCUGAUAUGGGUCGCGGUCGUAUGCCUUUAUUUGGGGGUAGUGGUGUUGGAAAUAAUCGGCCGCGUUCGCCACCCGAGCCACCGAUGCGCCGCAAGUCGUCGCGUUCGCCAUUAGGUAGACGUCGGUCACCGCCUAACAUAAAUCGCAGACGCUCAUCCCCACCAGCAGGACCUAAUAAACGUGGACAAAUAUUGCCGCGCUCUAAGCGGCCACCGUCUCCGCCGCCGAGGAAUUCGUGCCGGUCGCGGUCGAACAGCUCUGUAAGCAGUUGUACGGAUGAUUCUUGUUCGGUGUGUUCACCAAAACAUCAUCAUAGAUCACGGUCUCACUCCAUGCCGCGUUCGCGUAUACCAGGUGGGCCCCGGUCUCCACCGCCAAAGGCUUCGUCGCGUUCCAUACCAUACCGUGGAAGUCAACAACCUCCAAAUGGUCACACUUCGUCGCGUAUGCAUGCUCGUCCAACUACACCGCCUCCACCGAACGUGCGUACUGUAGAUAAAUAUCGGGAUGAAAAAAUACGUCGGUAUAGUCAUGACCGCAGUAUCGAUCGCGUACCAUCUGACGGGCGUCUAAAACUUGCACGUUCAGGUCGGCAUUCGCCAGUCGAGGAUCCACGAGUCAAAAACCGUCCUCCGGAGCCACCAGAGCCUGCUUCGUCGUCUGCGACAACAUCUGCUGUUUCUAAGAAAAAGAAAAAGGACAGAGAACUACGCACGCGUAUAAAAAUAGAAGGAGAAAAACGAAAGAAGCAUUCAUCCUCGGAAUCUGAAGACUCGGGUGGCUCGGAUAGUGACAGUUCAUUGCCUACUUUUAUUGCCGCCACCGGACUAACACUUUCUGAACGCUUUGGUAAAAUGGCUCAAUGGAGUAUUGAUCGUAGCAAUAUGGAAAACAUGCGCAUUACCAAAGACUCCACCGGGGGAGCUUUAAAAGUUAUGAUAGAAGAGGGACUCGAGUCUCCGCCGCGUCGAUACUCGUAUUCACCAGCACCGGCUGGUCAUUUUCCGGAAGAACUUGCAACAACAGCACCGUCGGGCAUGCUGUCGUGGGAUGAUGUACGCGUCCGUUACGAAUACUACAAAAGUCGUGGGUAUUUGCGCGAUUUAGACUUGAAGGAUUACAUAAAGUGGGAAGAAUGGUGGUAUAAAUACCAAGAAUGGUUGAAACAAGAACGCUACUAUGAGUAUUGGGAACGUCAGCAAAUGGCACGUCGCCGACGUAAGAAGCUACCUAUAACGCAGCGCCUAAAUUAGGUACUCAUUUUUGUAUUCAUUCGUUUAUCACAGAUUAAGAAGUUGUUUUAGAACUUGUAACGUGCACACGAUUACGCAUAAAUCAUCAUAAACAGAAGGUAACUUGAAUGAUGAAGUUGCUUUUCAUUGUGGUGUCAACUGCGUUUUUUCUCAUUUACAUACCUAUAUUGAACAAUUGAUAUGUGUAAAAUAAUAAUUAUAUACGUAAGUAACUUAUAAAAUACACUAAGUGUUCAACUUCGCAAUUGGUUUAUAAUUGUGCUGAAGUUGUUGCUUUGACAAAUAUUAUUAUGUGUAUUAUAAACUGUAAUAGUCGUAAAUAAACCAGGAACAAUUAUCAAAAUUUCAUA
Molecule: messenger RNA, 3289 nt
Organism: Anastrepha obliqua
Lineage: Eukaryota; Metazoa; Arthropoda; Insecta; Diptera; Tephritidae
Product: serine/arginine repetitive matrix protein 1
Exons: 6
Coding region: 1143-2939 (598 amino acids)
Source: RefSeq, a predicted model, not a curated record